GCUGCCUGUCGAAACACUGUGUGCUUUCAGUACAAUAUGAUCAUGUUCUAUCGACGACUUGGGUAUGCCGAUAUCUCGAUACAAUGCAUCGACAUUUUCUAACCUCAACUUGCAAGAGUUGUAUUAAGAUAUUCAUCCCUAAUAUGGGAAAGAGGACAAAGAUAGAACGUUUGUUGAAUACAUAAUUAGGGCUUUUCUUGAAGGUGGUGAUUGUAUGCAUGUGUGGAUAUAAAUUUUGUGGGCAGUUUUCAGGAGUGGUCAGCUGCUCGCAAGAAAGUAGCUGCGAGGCUUGCGGCAGACGACAGUAUUAUGGCAGAUAGUGGCAAGGGACCUUACAGCAAAGAAGAACUUAAAAAGCGUUUGACACCAAUGCAGUAUUAUGUUACUCAAGAAAAAGGAACAGAAAGGGCAUUUACGGGCAAGUACAAUAAAACUACAGAUGCUGGAACAUACAGCUGUGUUGUUUGCAAUGAGGACCUAUUUUCAUCAGAUACAAAAUUUGAAUCUGGCUGUGGGUGGCCAGCAUUUAAUGAUGUUAUAAACCAAGGCAAAGUUAAGCUUACUAAGGACACAUCUCAUGUUGGGGGCAACCUUCUGUUAUUGGUCGCAAACCCAGGCAUGGUGCGUACUGAGGUGACCUGUGCCAACUGUGGAGCUCAUCUGGGCCAUGUGUUCAACGAUGGACCAAAGCCCACGGGAAGAAGAUUCUGCAUCAACAGUGCUGCACUUAAUUUUCGACCACUGCAUCAACCAGAGCAGUGAGCUUUGUCUUUCAGCAUAGGACAGAAGAUGUUUAAAAACCUUAUUUCAGCAUUUGAGUGAUAAGAAAAUGAAUUUUGAUUAUGUCUGUGCAGGCACUAGUAUGCUUUUGAAAUUGAUUUCAUUGGUUUCACUGUUGACAUGAAUUGAUGUAAAUGUAACUGAAACAGUGAAUAUUCUUUAUAGUAAAUUAUUGGUAAUGUGAAUCUCUAACCUACUGUUCAUUUGACAUUUAUUUUGUAUGGCAUUUGACACAGGCUUUGGUGUUGUGAAUGUUUUACAGUAUUUUUGGAGCAUAUAUUUUGGAUGUCUUAUUACAUAUGCAAUUGAUGUUUUAAGUGCCUGGCGCUUUGUUACCUGUGACUUUGCGGAAAGUGCACAUUUUUUAUUCGAAGGUUGGUUGCAGAAAAUCUUGUAUUGUGCAGGAAAGUCUUUUUCCAAACCUAUUGCCUUUGUGCAGUAGUACUGCAAAUAAGUACAAACAGACGUAACCUUAUUGAGAUAUUGCAAACACCUUUCUCAAAGUAAAAUGUUAAUCUUGGAACAGUUAUUUUCAUUGCCUUAUGUGUCAGUUACUAUAUUUUCUGAAGGAAUUAAUGUUAUUUUUAUUAUGAUUUUCUUCUGAAAUCAGAUCUUGACACUGUGUACUGAUCAAACUGUUUUUCACUGUGAUAUAACCAGAGUUAAGAGGCCUAUUUUAGAUAGCUCAUGGUAAGCAAAUGAUUCCAUUUUUGUUUUCGAAUAAAAUUGCUCUCAAAGAUAAGUGGUUUGACUGCUGUUGAUAUAAAGAAAGAAAUAUAUAUACAUGGUUCUUACGCUGUAACUGUUAACUCCGUUAACUGUGUUGUCAAUACACCAUUAAUUAAAGAGUGUGCAUUACGUAUGGAAAAGGUUGUUCUGUGAUCUUACUCAGUUGUGACUGUAGUGCGAACCAUAAUAAACUUAAGUGACUUUUACUUUGUUGUAUAUGUUACUAGCUGAUCUCUUACUGGGCAUGCUCAGUGUUUGAUAGGAUAAUGUGUAACUGCAUAUCCCGUAACCCUUACAUAAAUACACACACGGCUCCAUUAGUGUUCCACUAAUCUUAGUUUAGCAUAAUUUUUGUUGUUUUGCUUGAUUUGCUUCAUUUUCCUAGCAUUUGCUAUGCUUUGUAUUUUCAUUGUGCAGAAUUUUUCAUUCAAUAUUUGAUUCUUUUUUUGCUUCAUCUAAAAUAUUCUUGACACUUUCUUACAUAGUUUAAUUCCUGCAUUGUGUGAUAAUAUCUUAUUUGUAUGUACUGUUUGGUUCCUUUUUAUAAGCUUGACAGUACGGUAUUAUUUUCUUGUCCAACAUCCUCUUUUCAUCUCUCAGUUUUUGUAUGUCAUUUCUGUCCAGUUUCUUAAGAAAAUCUUAAUAGUGCAGUGAACUUCAAGAGAAAUGUAAACAGAUAUUAGUAGUGCAUUCUGUAAAAAAUGUGUUGACUGUAUUUAUUAAUUAUGUCUUUUUUUACAUGAGGUGUUUGACAAGCACAUGCUGUAAUACAUUAAGGGAGCAAACACUGUUUUUCCCUUCCCCUACCAGUAUGGGUAACCAGUCUGUGAUCUAAGUGUCUUUCCAUCAGAUAUUUUAUUUACUGCACUUUUUCUUGCAAUUCCUAAGUGAAAUGUUAAGUGCUUCAUACUUCUUAAACUAUUAUAUAAUUUUUCACCUUUCGUUUAUUUAUGAGCAUCAUAACACAAUUUUUCCAUGUAUGUUUUAUUGGCUACCAUUCAACAUAUCAAUCAGUCAGCAAUGGCUAGAACUCCUAUUUCUCCCAGAAGUGAAACAUGCUGGAUAUUUUCAUGGCUAUAAUUUUUUUUGGAAAUGGGCAUUAAAUGUAAUUGCCAUGUAUGCUCUUGUGUGAAAUCACUGCCAUGUGACACUUCAAUGUAAUAAAUAUCAAAGUAAAUCUGACUGAGCUUUGCGGCUUGACAGGGGAGUAAUUAUGCUUAGUACCUGCAAAAAACUGUUUUCUGUAUGGCUAUAAACCAUUAUGCUAGAUUCACACUUACUGAGUGUAUAUAUUUGGAUAAUGUAAAGAAAUGAUGUAUUUUGAAGCCUCUAUCAUCAAAUGAAGGAAAAUGUUUGCAUUGCUACAGCAAUUGAGCAUAUACAAGCACAUGGUUGAAUAGUCUGUAGUUAAUAUUGUCAUUUUUAUAUGGAGAUUACUUAGUCUUUUAUUUUAAGUUUCUUGCAGCAAACUUCGUGUUUUUGCUAUAUAAUAUAUGGAUGGUUAACAGCUGUUGGGGCAUAAUCCACAUUUAUAUGGAGAUGAGAUAUUUACUUCCAGAGUUUCAGCCUUACAGAAAAAUCAAUAUGGGUGAUAAUAAACGUUCUUUCUUUUAGUGCAAAAAUAAAAGAAUCUCAAAUGUUCCACUAUUUUUGUUUUUACAUAAAUGGAACUAUUUAAACCAUUUUAAUAAUAACUGCUAAAGGUUAGAUAUGUUUUGUCCUAUAAAACUUCUUGAACAACAUUUUUUUGCAGUUGGCAAGUCACUAACACACUUUACAGGAAACAAAAUUGAUUUAUUCAGAUCCAUCUAUGUGGUCACCAUAAUGUUGUUUUCAGCUAUAAGUUUUUAUAAAUCAAUCAUGGUGUAUUGGAGGUAUACACUGAAGAGAUAUCGAACAUCAUCUUUUCUUUCACAGUAACUCUGCUUUCUCAGUAAAGCAAUGGUAUAGAAUCCGUUUGAGUGCUUAGUGGUUUUUCUUUACUAGACUUCACAAAUUUACACCUAUGAAUGGAGAAACUUCCUUCAAAUUAUAUGCAGUAAAAAGGCUCUUUAGUUAAUCCUUUUACAGCUUUAGUCAACCAAUACCGAGACAGUUUAUUUUGUCUGCAUUUACUGAUAUAUUCUUUCUGUUUCUGAUAAGUGCUCUACUCACUUUGUUGAGCACAAAGUGUGGUUUCUGUGUCAUAGAUAUGCAGUCAUGUGGAUUGAAUAUAUGUUGGCUGUGAAUAUUUUCUCUUCAUAUUACACCAAAAUCUGUUACGUAAGUUGACACCAUGGCUAGGAGGCAAAUGAUAGUAGCAGUGACACUUUUCUGUCUCUUAUAUUCCCUCCACAUGAACUGCUGUACAAAUUAUUGUGUGUCCUGCAUUUCUAACUUCAUCAAGAAUGUCAAGUUAUAUACUCAGAACGGACAUUUAUAGUAAGCCAUACCUAUUGUUAGCACUGGGGAUGGCAAAGUUUCCUGCAAGUCAAACACGAAUACUUGACAAAUACCAUUAAUUGAUUUUGCUUCCAGGACAUUCCUUUACUUUGCUUCCUAGACCUAUCCCGGUUUUGCUUCUUCAUUACGUCUGCUUGGAUACUAUUCUGCUAUUCAAGGUCUUCUUUUUAUGUGCUUUUUGACAGUAAAUUCUGUUAGCAAUCAUGUUUAUCAUGUUACUGACAAGUAUCAUGCACCAGGUGAUGGAAUUGCAGAACCUCUUACAAACAGUAUAAUCAACCCCCUUUUUCAUCUUAUAGGAGUUAAGUUCUUGUUGUGCUGAGGUGAUAAAUUUACUUUAGUGAAAAUCCUUUUUGUCUGUGACACUUUUAUUCGGUCUGUUCUGAAGAUAUUUUUCUUUGCGCAAUCCAUUUUGAAAUUGCUAGCAGAUAUUUGCUCUCAAUUUUCUCAUGUGAUACCUUACCACCACAGUUUUUAGGACAACUGCAGAAUUUUGUUGAACAAGAUUUAGCUGGAACAAGCUUACCAAUUGUCACUGUAUACAGUUCACCACUCUGAAACUUCAGUUCACAACUCUGAAACUUCAGUUCUCUCACAUACUUUUUCUAAAUGAUCAGAUUUGAUACUUGUUUGUCUCUCUUGUUUUUUCUAGGAUGAAUUACUUCAUCUUGUGAUGGUCUGCUGUCUCCUAAUGGGUCAUAAUCCCUGUCUGUCUCUGAAUAAUCAGUAUUGGUGUCACCAGAGUUCAAACUUGUAUCUGAAAAUACCAAACAUAACAUGAAAAAGCACACGCCAAACAUGCUUAAUCCAUAUAUUUAGUUACAUCUUAAUCUGGUUAUUGCAAGCAUAUGCAAUUUCCAAGUGUCAGGCUUGAACUGUACCUUUUGCAAAGUGUGGGCUCGUCUCCUCUUGGGUUUUCCCAACUCAUUGGUGGGACCCCCAGCUAGUUCAAUAUUCUCUUGCAUAGUAUCUCCCAUUUUACUUUAAAAUUCAGGAGUUUGUUGUAUGGGUUAGGCAUCAGUGAUGUACUAAGAGACAGUUGCAUUUUAGUUUCAGAACUGCUUCGUAAUGAACACAGAUCUCAGUGCCUUGUACAUCAUUAGGCAUUUCUGAUAGUGACAGAAUUGGCAUUUCCCCAUGAAGUUGCACAUUGAUGUCAUAAAUUGGAGUUUUGUGGGUUAGGUAUCUGUGGCUUUAGCUGUCCAUAUUUUAUAUCAAAGACUGUUGUGAAAAAUACUCAGAAAUACUUAGUUUUUAACAGAUCUCAGUGUUUAUUUUAGAAAAGAUGUUCCUUCCUCACAGAUAUUGAUACUUCUGAAAAUCCUGUAUUUUCUGAUACUGUAUUGUUAUGUACUUAAUAAAUUGAUUCAGAAAAUCAGAUUGCAGUUUAGCCCUCCCUGAGAAAAAAAUGCCUGUUUUAGCCCCAUAGGAUUAUAAGCAUUCAAGUUACGUUGACAUUAGGGAGUGAGACUAAGAAUUUUAAUGAAAUAAGUGAAUGUUUACAAAUACUAUGUUGCUUUCCAUGUCCAUUCCUCCUCCACCUCCUCUUCCUCCUCCUCCUCACAGUUUCUGAAGUUGAUUAUAGUCUUAUAACAAUGUUCCUGCCAGUUGAGUUUCUCUUUAAGUUUUGCUGUGCUAUUUUAAAGGCAUUUUUGAGAGGUACACAAAUAACUAAGAACUUUACGGUGCAGUGUAAAUUCUAGCUCUGACAAGUUAAUCAAUAUAAAUUUUAAUUUUGAUGUGCAUUUAUUAUUUGAAUACUGAUUCUGUUCUUCAUAAGUUGUACAGUUUGAUUUGAAACAUUUCUAAUGUAAGAUUUUAAAUAGAAUUAACAUGUACCAACAUUACUAUAAUUAAAAUUAUCUCUUAUACGAAAUAAAACUGCUUUCUGUGCAAGUUACACCUGUUAUAAGAAAACAAUAAGUUACUUCAGUUAAAAUAUUGUGCCUAAGAGAGUUUUUUGUGACUAAUUAUAUUAUGUGCUGUAAAUACAUGAGAGAACAAUAUCAGGAGCAAUGUUUUCCUUCUGCUUAUUUAAUUUAUGUAUAAAUCUAAAUGUGAAUUCAUUUUUUCCUGUUGUGUUAAUUGAUGUAUAACAUGUAGUGCAGAUUCUGAAAUGUUAACUCAGGAGAUAAUGACAUUCGUUUAAGUGGUGUUUUGCUUGUGUCAGUCUGUUUGCGAGGCACUAAAGAAAGUAACAUAUUUUUGUAAGAAUGAUGUACUACAAUUUUAACACAUAACAAACUAGUCAGUAAUGAGAUACAAGAAUUAUCUAAAUAAAAACUUUGUUACUAAA
This is a messenger RNA of Schistocerca serialis cubense, 6247 nucleotides long. Its product is annotated as methionine-R-sulfoxide reductase B1-like. The coding region runs from base 310 to 762 and encodes 150 amino acids. NCBI's taxonomy places the organism in Eukaryota, Metazoa, Arthropoda, Insecta, Orthoptera, Acrididae. Gene Ontology annotation, molecular function: peptide-methionine (R)-S-oxide reductase activity. The record is from RefSeq and is a predicted model, not a curated record. The transcript is spliced from 3 exons. Gene Ontology annotation, biological process: response to oxidative stress; protein repair. Gene Ontology annotation, cellular component: cytoplasm.